GUGAUAAUGGAGCUGAUAGGGAUGGAGCAGAUGGGAACGAAGCGAAUGAAAAUAGUGUGGAUGAAGACGAAGUGGUAAAAUGCUCGGGAAAUAAUGCUUAUUGGUCUUCUUUUCUCAGCGCAUUAGAUAAGCAAGAGGAAUCAAUUCACAUAAAGCUAACAACAUUACUUGCAGAAAUUUCCCAAGACAAUAUAGGGAGCAGAGAAGAAAUGUAUAAAUUU
Dentiscutata erythropus is the source of this 221-nucleotide messenger RNA. The record is from the annotation of a GenBank genome assembly. NCBI's taxonomy places the organism in Eukaryota, Fungi, Glomeromycota, Glomeromycetes, Diversisporales, Gigasporaceae.